This is a messenger RNA of Ictalurus furcatus (blue catfish), 5260 nucleotides long. RefSeq names its product erythrocyte membrane protein band 4.1a (gene epb41a). The transcript is spliced from 20 exons. Gene Ontology annotation, molecular function: actin binding; structural molecule activity. Gene Ontology annotation, cellular component: plasma membrane; cytoskeleton. The coding region runs from base 1331 to 4069 and encodes 912 amino acids. Gene Ontology annotation, biological process: cortical actin cytoskeleton organization. The record is from RefSeq and is a predicted model, not a curated record. Lineage: Eukaryota; Metazoa; Chordata; Actinopteri; Siluriformes; Ictaluridae.
AAUUUGAACAGUUUAUUAAAUUAACUAAAAUUAUGCAUUUAUAACUAUGUGCAAAUAACUAUAUAUUUACAGUGCAAGUAAUUAACACCAUUGUACUCUCUCUCUCUCUCUCUCUCUCUCUCAUACACAGACACUAUAGAAACUCUGUCUGGAUGUCUUAAUAAGCUGUCGACUUGUAAUUUCUUAUUCCCCAAAUUCUUCUUCUUCUUCUUCAUCUUCAUCUUCUUCUUCAUCUUCAUCUUCAUCUUUUUCUUCUUCUCCUUCUUCAUCUUCAUUGAGUGAAUAAUAAGUUUCACACACCAGCAGCUCCAGAAAUAAAUGGGGAAAUGAGCUAAAACAGUGACAUGAUCAUUGAAUCAGUGAGUUGAACUGGAGAGUCAAAUCGGUUUUAUUCGUGAAUGAAUCACUCAGACAGGUUUUAUCAAUGGGAAUCUCCACUUCAUUGAAAUGAACCGACUCAAGCAAACGAUUCACUCACGAAUCGGACAUCACCACAACACUUCUCUCAUAAACUCACUCGGGACAAUUAAAGCAUUUAUAUGAUUACAUUAAAUUUCGAUCGAUUCCUCACAGAAAGCUGCUGCAAGGCUUCGGAAAGCUUGAAUAUAUACAACACUGGAGUAGUUUUAUUUUCGCUUGGUACUUUUCCGUCCUUUUUGAAGCUCUGUGCUCCAUUACUAUUGCUCGCUUACGUGGAAAAACAUACAUUCUUGGAAAUAUUGUGUUCCAACUUCCAAGGAUAAACAUCGGGGUGAGUAACUGAUAGAAUUUCUAUUUGAUGUUAAUUUUAACAGCUUCAUACGGGCUCGCUUCAGAAUUAUAGCACAAAGCAGGGAACAUAAACCACCUUUUUUUUUUUUUUAAAUUGGGUGACUAGCUGUCUUCCCUGUCUUGCUGUCUCCUCUUUUUCAUGUUUUUCUUUCCUAUUUUAGUAUCCAGAUUUUGUCUGCACCAUCUAUUGCCAUCUACCUGAUGCAUGUAACGACUCAACUAGGAAGUGCAGCAUUUCUGAAUAAUCCACGAACGUCUUAAGGGGGCGCACACACAUGCACUUGGCACAGUCUGAGGGCAUUCAUUAUAGCCUGCUUCUUAAUAGAUUAUUGUGCAAAGAGGCCAUUUAAAUACCAAAAUCAUACAGGAAAAUAUGUUGUUCUGCUGGGCCCCCUGUCUGACCAGGGCCCUUAUAAUCUAACCCUAACUUGCUUUUCUCCCAUAGACAGCUCGUUGGUCUUCAUGUUGGUUUAUCCUUUUUAACAACAAAUGCAGUCUUCAAAGGUGAAGGUCUUUGCCCUCUUCCGCAUACAUACAGACCUCACAGAUUGUGGUUACCAUGACAACAGACAAAGCAAAUAAUGGACAGAAGAAGCAGGUCUGUGAGCAGCAACAGGAAGAUGGAGAGGCUGGAGUGCAAGAGCCUGACCCUAUUGAGCCCCAUCAGGAUGGACCCUCCAGCUCACCUCUGACUCCUGGAGGCUCAGAGGAGGGACAGCAGCCGAAACUACGCCAGCACACCCCAGGUGGCCGCGGCCUCUCGCGCCUGUUCUCCUCUUUCCUGAAGCGCCGCUCACAGUGCUCAGAUGAUGAGGGGGCAAAGGUAGAAAGAGGCCAAGAGAAAGAAAGCCACUUGGAUCCCAAAGCUCCCAUCGCAGACCCGGAACCCGAGCUACGCAAUGAAGGAGAUGCAGCACUAGACCUGCACUCCAUUAGCAGUUCUGAGAACCAGGUCAGAGUGGACCAAAAAGACACCACAGAGGGUGAUGAAUUGAAGGUGGAGAAACGGGGAACAAAAGAAAAGAAGCACAAGAAAGAAGAGAUGAAUAAAAACAGAGACAAGAAAAUAGAGAAAGCAAAAAAUGAAGAGAAAAAAGAAAAGAAAGAGAAGAGGAACAAGGACAAGAUAAAGAAAGAAGAAGGAAAGAAAGAGAAGGAGAAUGAAAUUGAAGAAGAUAAAGAUGUAGGGGAGCAGCCCAAGCCUGGGGAAGAGGAGACAGAAGCAGCAGGAGCAGAGAAAACAGAGGGAGACGGAGAACGGAGGAGAAAGGGCAAGAGUGCUGAGGAAGAAGUAAAGGCCCUUAAAGGUCAGCGCAGACCCAGGAUCAUGUACUGCAGAGUCACACUGCUGGAUGAUACACUGUUUGAGUGUGAACUGGAUAAACACGCUAAAGGCCAGGAGCUGUUUGCGAAAGUAUGUGAGCACCUGAACCUGCUGGAAAAGGACUAUUACGGCCUCGCUGUGUGGGAGACUCCAGCCAUUAAGACAUGGCUUGACUUCACAAAGGAGAUUCGAAGGCAAGUGCGAGGAAUCAACUACGAUUUUACAUUCAAUGUGAAGUUUUACCCGCCUGAUCCAGCCCAGUUAUCUGAGGACAUCACCAGGUACUAUGUGUGUCUCCAGCUGCGCAAAGACAUCAUGAGUGGCCGUUUGCCUUGCUCUUUUGUCACUCUAACCCUGCUGGGCUCUUACGCACUGCAGUCCGAACUGGGCGAGUAUGACCCUGAGGUUCACGGCACAGACUAUGCCAAAGAGCUCAGACUCAUCCCAAGCCAGACAAAGGAACUAGAGGACAAAGUCAUGGAGCUCCAUCGCACAUACAGAUCCAUGAGUCCUGCUCAAGCUGACAUGAUGUUCCUGGAGAAUGCUAAAAAGCUUUCGAUGUACGGCGUAGAUCUGCACCAGGCUAAGGAUCUGAAUGGGGUGGACAUCAUGCUGGGUGUCUGCUCCAGUGGUCUCCUGGUUUAUAAAGACAAGCUGAGGAUUAAUCGUUUUCCAUGGCCAAAAGUGCUGAAAGUCUCCUACAAACGUAGCAGCUUCUUCAUCAAGAUACGGCCAUCUGAGCUGGAACAUUAUGAGAGUGCCAUUGGCUUCAAGCUGCCCAAUUACAAAGCUUCUAAGAAGCUUUGGAAAGUGUGUGUAGAACACCACACCUUUUUCAGGUUGACGUCGACUGAAGCUGCCACCACACCCAGAAAGCUCCUGGCUCUGGGCUCCAAGUUCAGGUACAGUGGGCGUACUCAGGCUCAAACACGCCAGGCUAGCUCCAUGAUCAACCGCCCUGCACCCCACUUCAAGCGCUUUGCCAGUAAGACGGCUUCUCACAGCUUAGACGGAGCCAUGGUGCCAACCUUAAAUAAGACAGCACGUCCUGUCAGUGCACCAAUCAUGUCUCCUGUCUCCAUUGGCGAUACAGCUCCUUCUCCCACAGUGACAUCAGCCGUACAGGUGGAGCACAAAGACUUGGUGACGCCCACAAGUCCACCGUCUCACUCAGGAGAGAACAAGGUUGAGGUAAAGGCAGAGAGCUGUGUGACUGGGAGCUUCAAAAUGCAAAGUGUUGCACUUGAGGACACAUCUGAGAUCAAGAUGGUAGUCCGGCGUGAGUGGCGGCACCGUGAUGCCCUGGCAGUGACGACCACUAACGGGGAGAAAACGAGUCAGAAAAGAGCUAAGAAAAUCGAGGGUGAAACGCUCUAUACCAGACAUAGCAAUUUAAUGUUGGAGGAUCUGGAUAAGACUCAAUCAGGGAUUAUGCGUCACCACAGCAGUAUCAGCGAGCUCAAGCGCAGCUUCAUGGCAUCCGUCCCAGAGCCGCGACCCAGCGAGUGGGACAAGCGCCUGUCCACACACUCGCCUUUCCGCACAGCCAACAUCAAUGGCCAGAUGCAGCCUGAUGUGACUCCUGUAGUGAAGACUCACACAAUCACCGUUUCUGAUGUGACCAACUCCCCGAGCAGUGAAACUGCCACCAAGGAGGGUCCGAUAGUGCAUACUGAGACUAAGACCAUUACAUAUGAAUCUGCUCAACCUGAUGAGAAUGUAGGGAUGCUGCUCAAUGCACAAACCAUAACCUCAGAGACUUUGAGCACCACAACCACGACGCAGAUCACAAAGAGGGUGAAAGGAGGAAUCUCAGAAACCCGAAUCGAGAAGAGGAUUGUGAUCACUGGCGACUCUGAAAUUGACCACGAUAAGGCUUUGGCUCAGGCAAUAAAGGAAGCAAAGGAACAGCACCCAGACAUGUCUGUUACUAAAGUAGUAGUGCAUCAGGAAACCGAGAUCACCCCAGAGUAAAAUCCACCCCCUAAAACACAUGCAGAAAUCCAUCCCUGAUUCACAUACUCACCAGACUGCAUGCCGAAGCCCCAGACUGCUUCUGCGGCCUCUCCCUCUGUCAGGACGGCAGGAUGAACACUACUGAUCACAUGUUUCCUGGAUGUUCCAGUGGAUUCAUCACCUACAGCAUCAUUUUUCUGUAGCACCUCUCUCUCUCUCUCUCUCUCUCGAGAUGUCCAUAUUGUAACUGUUAUUGUUCAUGUCAGAUUGUUCUAGCAAAGCAAAGAAAGACAUGACUUUUAAUGAAAUUUCAAAUGUAGAUUUUAGUGGGUUUGAUAAACAGUAGGUUUUUAAGACUUUUUUAAACAUAAAACAAUUAUACUGUGGAGUUUUGGGUUCUUCACUCGGGACAAAGGAGCAGCAGCAUCGGAAAUAUAUUUUGUUUCUUUGUCUUCUUUUAAAGAAUAUUAAUUAUUGUGAACAAGUUCAUCGCCUUCUUCUUCUUCCUCUUAAUAACUAUUAGCAUUACGAUGUCUUCUCUUUUAGAUUUUUCUUCACUUCACUUUCCUUCACUUGAAUUCCUUUGUCGCAAAUGGAGUUGUUGUUUAUUAUUAUACGAAGGGCUGAAGGGUGCAGACAAAUGGUGAAUCUGUAUGCUAGUUUUCAGUGUAUUUUCAGUUGUUGUGUGUGAACUCACCAUUUUAGAUUGCCUGCUCUUUUACAUGCAGGUUUUAUGUAGUCUAGGUUGUAUUUUAUCCCUCCUGACCAGCAAGUGCAGUGAACAUCACCUGGUUAGAUUCUUGUGCAUGUGCACAGACACACUGAGACCUUCCAACAGUGAGGUAUGAUGUAGUGUUUGCUAUAAAUAUCAUCGUACAGUCGUCUUUCAAUAUCUUCUUCUUGUCUUGUCAACUUUGGACCACAACGUCUAUAGAGCUAUCUGAUUAACAGCUUGUGACUAUGUUCAGCGAUACAGGUCCCUUAGACCUGCCUGUAGAUGCUGCUUGAACACAGAGUGCGGAAGCAAUUAUGAAUUUCUAGUUAGAUCAUAUGAUAUUGCUUUAUGCGUGGAAAACAUGGGCAAUUUGUUUGCUAUUUUAUUUCUUGAACUGGAGAAAGCACUUCAAUUUACAGAUGUUUGUCUGUCUGUUUGAGAGCUGGUUGAUGCCCCACUCAUAACAGUGGGGCAUCUGGGCUCGGAGUUCAGGU